GUACCCGCCCGAGUACCUUAUACGUACCUAAAAGUACUUUAAGGUACUUCAGUACCCGAAAGUUCCUGUGACAUACUAGUAGCAGGGUACUUUUUCAGGUACCCUUAGCUCAGUACAUUCACUAGGGAUAAGGGUUGCCACAUUUUUCGCUUUUUUAAACUUUUCAAGGUGGCAAUCCUAAACUGAUAACAAAAGAUGCUUUUCCUAUUGAUUAUACUAACACUUCACCAAUAUUUCAAUUGUUUCUCCUCUUUCAGAAGGUCGAGAUCCUUUAUCCGUUGAUGCUAUUCUCGACAAAUCAUCUACACGAGAAACAACGAACAAAGAACUUAACAAAGAAAAUUCUCAAAGUAGUAUAACUCUGCUCGUUUCUAAACUAUAUAAUAUGUUUAACUUAAACGAUUAUUCAGGUAUGAACGACUAUGUACCAUUAUUCCAUCCAAGAAUGUCAAAAGCUCUUGAUCUCUCUUUAAAUAUGGCUACAUCGGAAUUUGCUUUACAAUCAGGGCGACAACCAACAUCACAACAACUACAAGCAGCGGCAGCACUCAAUUUUCUCCAUGCCAAAAAUUUUUUUGAACUCACUGUUGAAACUGCACGAAUAAAAGAAAAACACUUGGAAACAGAAAUAACCGAAUUACGAUCUGAACUAUCGAAAGAACAAGAAAACCGAAAAAGGCUCGAGCAUGACAUUAAUGAUUUACGCAGAAUUAGAGGCAUUUUAAUCAAAAAAUUGAAACGUCAGAACAAAAAUUCUACUAAACAGUUUUGUGAAUCAUCAAACAGUAAUGGUAAAGUAUCAGUGACGGGAAUUGAUGAUGAAAUCGACACGGAUGUGGAUAUUGAAGACGAGCCAAUAAAAUCAGACGAGACCACAGAAACAAUAACAGCAAGUGAAACCUUACAAGACGAAGUUGAAGACAGUAAUAGGAUGCCAACAUCACCUGAUUUUCAUACGAUUCAUGUGUUUAUUCAACCACCUAAAUCAGAAUUAAUUGCUGGCAAAUUAACAAAAAUGUUGAUUGGUACACGAAAUAAUGGUUCGCAAAAUUUCGUCGUUGAAAAUGUUGAAGCAUCAUUUCGUUAUCCUCAAGAUUUUACCUACUAUAUACAAAAUUUCUCAACAAUUCGAUACGAAAAAGUGUUAGAACCCGGUUAUGAAUCAACAUUUGAAUAUACAUUUGUUCCGAGUGAAACGUUCAAUUCCCGACCAAUGGAUUUUGUUGUGUUACUUAAUUAUCGAAAUAGUGAAGGAAAACGUUUUCAAAAUGCAGUAUUUAACAAUACAAUCAAUUUCAUUGAAGUUGAUGAAGGAUUCGAUGGAGAAACAUUCUUUUUAUAUGUAUUUCUCGGUGGUAUUUUAUUAUUAUUAGCCGUGUUAGGCUAUCAGUUUUUUGUAUCGUGGCGUCCAAGACGUGGUGGAAGUAAACAAAUAUCAAAUAACGCACAGACGACAAGUCAAACAAAAGGAAGUUAUGAUUUAGAUUGGAUACCAAAACAUCACUUAGUACAAAAUCGUUCUCCAAAAAAAAGUCCACGUCAACGUAAAUCCCGACAAUCGGCACAAACUGGAGCAACACUGUCGAGUGAAAAUGAAGAUUAG
Molecule: messenger RNA, 1603 nt
Organism: Didymodactylos carnosus
Lineage: Eukaryota; Metazoa; Rotifera; Eurotatoria; Philodinida; Philodinidae
Source: the annotation of a GenBank genome assembly